This is a messenger RNA of Amoebophrya sp. A120, 1480 nucleotides long. The record is from the annotation of a GenBank genome assembly. Lineage: Eukaryota; Dinophyceae; Syndiniales; Amoebophryaceae.
AUGGCCGCGACCUCUUCCGCCGGCGGUGCGGCGGAGAAUAAAGGCUCGCCGAAACUGGCGCCGAAGGGUAGCCCGAAACCCGCACAGCCCGCGUCUUCCUCCGCCGCUGCUGCCGCCCCAGUGGAUGGAAACGCGGCGUUUAAGGUCAUUGCCGGGAAGUUUGAUUUCCAGAAGUCCUAUGCCCGUAGGAGGCCCGAUGAACCGAAGAGUCACUACAACACGCGGGUCAAGUUCAUCCAGACUUUGCUGAAGCACGAGGGACACAUACUUACCGAUGAGAAGGUCGAGGUGCUCUCCCAUUGCUUCUCCAACGUCAAGUAUUUUUUUUUUGCUUCUUCGUGGUGAUAGAUUGUUGUGAUUUUGAUCAAAAGUUGUGCUGAUGAUUAGGAACAAGAGGGUAUUAAAUCUUCAUGCAGGAGUUGCAUUAACUUGUUUUUGCUUUUCGAAUUCGAUUUCGAACACACAAUGAAUCAAACUACCCGUCCUCCAGGUACCUUGACAACAAAUACCCCUCCGAUAUUAUGGCAAAGAUCGCGAAAUACGAUCCCACGCUCCCAAAGGAUGUUGACCCGGAGCCCGCGGCAAAGAAGCGGAAGGUCGAAGAGGGGGGCGAGGCCGGAGAGGGCGAAAAGAAGGUAUGCAUUGCAAAUAUGUCUGGGUCUGGAAGAAUGCAACUUGUGAUGCUGCAUUUGGAUUCCAAAAAAAUCUGUAUUGCAAGAGUAGCAAAAGGAGUAUAAUUUUUGCUACAAGGAUAGGGCAUUUGUCAUGCGGAAUAGGCAUCAACAUGCCCUCCAAAAAUCUGGGAUGCUAGGGCGUGCAUCACAGACAUCAUGGCUCAUGCAAGACGUGCAUCACAAGUCUCAGAAUCUUCCAGACCCAGACAUUUUUGCAUUUGAUAGAAGGCGGGCGAGGACAAAAACGCGUCGAAAGAGUCAGGGGAGGCAGGGGAUAAGGCGGCGAGUGCAGAAAAGAGCAAAGAAGCAGAAGCCGCACCAGUCGGGGAGAAAAAAAAGGAGUCGGAGAAGAAACCCGCAAACGCCCUAACAGCUGCUGCCGCGCUGCUAGCGGCUGCCGCGGAGGAGGACAGUGAUGACGAGUAGAAGGGUAGAAGUGGUCGUGGACCACUACUACAUGCUCAACAACAUCUUCGCCUAAACUGCUUAUUUGGUGGGACAGACAUGCUCCUGUUUCGCAAGUCCACGUUUCAGUUUGAAGAUGAACGGGAUGUUGGGGGUUUGUUCGAUUAAGUACAACAUGGGACGAAUAACCACUAUAGACAAAUCUCAUGGCGGCCCUCAAGCUGUUCUACUUUUCAUCGCGCAUAGAAGUAGAUGUUGAGCCACACUGUAAAUCGUUGCCGCACGGCUUGACUUUAACACGCAACUUCUAGAGACUUUUUCAAAGACCUCCACCUCCGAUGCUUGGAUACAAGAUCAAGAAAAAAAAAUGAGCCGAAAAUUAAAAACUCGGAAUUCCAAAC